Molecule: messenger RNA, 619 nt
Organism: Meloidogyne enterolobii
Lineage: Eukaryota; Metazoa; Nematoda; Chromadorea; Rhabditida; Meloidogynidae
Source: the annotation of a GenBank genome assembly
AUGAUAAUUUACAAAUUUGCAAUGUUCCUAUUUUCAAUUUACAUUUUAUCCGAGCUGAUAGAAUGUUCGGAUAAAGGAAAAAGUAUUGCUGGCGUUGAAUCUACUGGAGAAGAAGGGGCAACGGGAAGUCAAGGUCGUAGAGGUCGAGGUAGAAGAGCGCGUGUUGAUGAACAAUCUCGUUUAAGUGGACAAAGUCAAGAUGCUUAUAUUCUAAAUCCACAGGAAUAUCCUACUGAUCAGGAGAGGUUAAAUCUUAUUCGUCAAUUGAAUCGUAGUAUAAAUAAUCGCCAAAUGGAAAGGGAAGAAUUGUUGAAAUUUAGACAGACUAUCUUGUAUUUAAAAGGUGAAGAGGAAAGAAAUGAAAGAAAGGAAUUCUUAAACACUAUGAAAGGGAUUGCUGACCGAAAUAAUGAAAAAAUUAAAAAAUUUAUGAACGAGAAAAAGGAUGAAUUCUUAAAAUAUGGGAAGAAAACAAAGAAAGUUUCAAAGCAAGCACCAAAAAAAGGAAAGGAAAUGGCAUUAACAAUUAGAGACCCUGAAGAGAUGCAGCCAAAAUAUGUUCAAGGGAAAGGAAAAUCAAUCGAAUGUAAGUGCUUAGCAGGGGGGGUCAUAUUUUAAA